Molecule: messenger RNA, 1218 nt
Organism: Penicillium argentinense
Lineage: Eukaryota; Fungi; Ascomycota; Eurotiomycetes; Eurotiales; Aspergillaceae
Exons: 5
Coding region: 1-1218 (405 amino acids)
Source: RefSeq, a predicted model, not a curated record
AUGGCGGAUGAUCAUGGCCCUUCAAUUCGCAAUGUUGACCUAACACUGGCUUCAGUGGCCAGCGUCGCAGUCGCCCUGCGAUGUUAUGUCCGCCUGAAGCUUGUCAAGUCGUUCGGAUGGGAUGACACAAUCAUGGUACUCGCACUGUUAUUCCAGAUUUCCCUCGCCGUCUCCGCCAGCUACGGGACGUUCUAUGGAAUCGGAAGAAAACUCGCUGAUAUUAACGCAGAAGACAUGAAAACAGCUAAGUUGUGUUGGUGGUUAGGCCAAAUCUUCUACAUCCUCUCCUGCUGUGCGACUAAGAUCUCCGUCUGUAUCUUCCUGCUUCGUGUAACCGUCAGCAAGGCGCACUUCCGGAUCCUGUACACGGUUAUGGGGCUCACUGGAGUUAUCAGUUUUGUUUUCUUGAUGAUCAUGAUGGUGCAGUGCCAACCUAUCUCAUACUUUUGGGACAGAGUUGGACAGAUAGGCAAAUGUCUGGACCCAGAAGUUGCCAGCUCGUUCUUAUAUGUCUUCAGUGUUACCAGUGCCAUCUGUGAUUUUACAGUCGGCCUUUUACCAGCAUCCCUGGUCUGGAAUUUACAGAUGAAUAAAUACGCAAAGAUUACCGUAGCCACACUGAUGGGGAUGGGCUGCAUCGCCAGUACUGCAGUGGUCGUCCGAAUACCGUUUAUCCAAGAGUACAAACGCCAGGAAUUUCUCUAUGAGACAGCAAACCUGGCCAUCUGGUCCAACGUUGAGAGUGGGCUUGGUAUUACGGCUGGAAGCUUAGCAACACUGAGACCACUGUUUCGUUUCCUCCGCAACCGCAGUGCAUCCUGUGACAGCACUUCCGGUACCAAUCCAUUACAUAGAGGCCUCAGUGGCCAUCCUAGUUCCACAGCGCCGGGUGUCUUUAGCUCUGGCAGGCUCGGGAAUAACAAGCACAUGUCUAAUUGCCAUAGGACGGAUAACGUGGGAGUGCCUAACCAUUCCCGCAGCGUCAUUGCCGAUGGACUAGGCAUAAUCACAACCGUUCAAGGCAACUGGUGGCGGAAAUCCAAUGAAGGGCGAAAUUACCGCACGAAAUCUUAUGGAGGAAGUACCAGCGCGGAGGACCUGAAUCCAAAGGAGACAGUUUAUGGCAGCGACUGCAAACGUAUCAAUUCUGCGAAUGAGGGCAACGCGAUUUACCAGACGCACGAGCUCACAAUGUUGGAUGAAUAUGUCCCAGUUUAA